Molecule: messenger RNA, 1902 nt
Organism: Physella acuta
Lineage: Eukaryota; Metazoa; Mollusca; Gastropoda; Physidae
Cellular component (GO): extracellular region
Source: RefSeq, a predicted model, not a curated record
AAUGGUCGCACAUAAGAGAUUUUAACAUAAAACAAAAAGAUUUCUUAUUCAGUCGACAAUAUUUUGGAACUCGUCUGGACAGCCGAUUAUACAACUGAAGUGUACUUGGUCUACUAAAUUACCGUUUUGCAGUUAAGAUGAUUUUGGCUGUGACGGUCGCGUUGUUGGCUCUCGUGGUUUACAGAGCUGACGCUGCCUGUAGCAGAUCAAACUGGUGGUCAAGCUUUGACAGGCAGGGACUAUCGACUUGCAAAGAUGGGAAUGAUUUCAUCACGGGUUUUUAUAGAAACGACAGAAGCAGUUGGAACGACGACUCCUUGGAGUUGUUGGAAGAAGCGGAAUGUUGUAGUAGAAACUGGCCUUGGUCAAACUCUAAAACACAAAUCGUGUACGCUGAUUGGUGGCUAGCGUUUGACAGAGACAAUACUUGGGCUCAUUGUCCAGCUGGUUAUUUCCUGCAUGGUUUGUACAGAAGUGGAAACAACAAGGGCCAGUUAUUUAACAUUGAAGAAGGGAGAUGUGCUAAACCAGCCGACCACCCCCCAUACCACGGACACUGUUAUGACCAUGACAUCGGUUUAUGUUUUGAUAACAAAGGCUUAUGUAAAUGUAACAACGACUACUAUGUCGCUGGUAUAUAUCGCGGUACUUGUGAUAAACUCUUCUGCUUAGAGAAACUGAGGUGCUGCAAGACUGCAGGGGGGCCUGAAGGACUGGACGAGAUGUACAAGGUGAAGACUCGCAUCAUGGACACCACGAUGUCGGACAUGUCUUAUCUGGCUCAUUAUUUGGGUUACGGCUGGUGCUCGGGUUGUAGAGCACCGUAUGUUGGAGAAGAUUUUAGAAGACACGGCGACACUUGGCACGCUGAUAAAAGUGGACGCUGUGAGGGCUUCAUGAAUGAUAGACGUUUGAGCAUUGCAUACAGUGAUUGGAGCUUUGCUAUAAAAGACAUCAAAUUCGGAACCCCUGUGUUACAAGAGUUAACUCCCGAAACGAUUGACUCUGGUCCCGUUUAUAACAAUGACCCGCAUGAUUCCGUCAAAACGGUCAAGAGAUCUGAGACCAGUGUCCGUAGCGUCACCCACACGAAAACAAGCUCUUGGAAAGAGAGCCACGAGGGGGGUUUCCAAAUCAGCUACACACCUCCUUCAGCCACAGGGGGUCCCGGAGGGUCGGUCCACUACACGUUCAACUACGAGACCACCACCUCGACAUCAGAUUCGACAAAUAAUCAGCAGACAAAAACCUUUGAGUUAACCGAAUCGAAAACUUUGAAGCCGUAUACCGCCGUUAAAUGGAAUCUUAUGAUGUUCAAAACUAGAAGAUCAGUCACCUACACGGCCACUGUUUUAGUAAAGUUCUCCACCGAGCUUCAAGGUUUCCUGCGUUGGGGUGGAAAAGCAAACAGUAUCGAUACCAACUACCAUUUCCAGCAUCGGUUUAGCGGAGCUCGUCCCACGUUUAACUACAGAUUCGGCGACGCCGGCACUCCCUUCUACACAGCCCUGAAACGACAAAGCGAAACCAACUCACAGCCUUGGCUGUGGAACGACUUGAGAAACGCCUACCCGUACGCACAAAAUUUAAUCAACGAUCUGUGUAAUGAAAACAGGUACGUCUUCACGGUUAAUGGCAGGUUUGAUGACGUCAUUGGCACGCACACCGAGUUCCGUUGGGACGCUAUACCGAAUCGUCAAAAAAAGCGAUCAGCCGACCGUGGCGAGGACGUGCCUGGUGUCAUAUACCAGAACUCCACUCACGUCGCCAAGGCUCUGCCUAACGAUGUUCCACUGGUGAAGCUUGAGCCUCCUAAGGUCGAUAUCGAGGCCUACAACCAAACUCACCUCGAGAAGCUCCAGUUAUCUGGUUAACUAUAUAUAUAAUAAACUCAGCACUUCA